AUGACACGACCCGCAACCACAAUCGCCAUCGCCGCCAUCCUUGGCCUCCUCGCCGUCAUUGCAGGUGCAGCUGGCACACACGCACUCCGCAACACACUUGACGCAGACGCACUCCGCACCUUCGAGACCGCCGCCCGCUUCCAGAUGUACCACGCCCUCGCGCUCCUUGCCACCGGCAUGCUCUCCAUGCGCUGGCAGAUUCGCGCCCUCACCAUCGCCGCCGCGCUCUUCACGCUUGGCACAGUGCUCUUCAGCGGCAGCCUCUACAUCCUCGCGCUCACCGGUAUCGGCAUCUUCGGCGCAAUCGCCCCCAUAGGCGGCAUCUGCCUCAUGGCAGGCUGGGCAACCCUCGCCUUCGCCGCCUUCCGCACGAAGUAG
This is a messenger RNA of Geodia barretti, 378 nucleotides long. Lineage: Eukaryota; Metazoa; Porifera; Demospongiae; Tetractinellida; Geodiidae. The record is from the annotation of a GenBank genome assembly.